This is a messenger RNA of Lipotes vexillifer (Yangtze River dolphin), 575 nucleotides long. RefSeq names its product D-dopachrome decarboxylase. The record is from RefSeq and is a predicted model, not a curated record. Gene Ontology annotation, molecular function: phenylpyruvate tautomerase activity. The coding region runs from base 34 to 390 and encodes 118 amino acids. Lineage: Eukaryota; Metazoa; Chordata; Mammalia; Artiodactyla; Lipotidae. The transcript has 3 exons.
CCUGGCGGCCUUUCGCGCGCCUUCCCGCUAGAAAUGCCGUUCGUUGAGCUGGACACGAACUUGCCCGCCGGCCGUGUGCCCGUGGGACUAGAGAAGCGGCUCUGCGCGGCCACUGCCGCCAUCCUGGGCAAGCCUGAGGACCGCGUGAACGUGACGGUGCGGCCCGGCCUGGCCAUGGCGAUGAACGGCUCGGCGGAGCCCGGCGCGCAGCUGCUCGUCUCCUCCAUCGGUGUGGUGGGCACGGCCGAGGAGAACCGCGGCCACAGUGCCCGCCUCUUCGAGUUUCUCACCAAAGAGCUGGACCUGGCCCAGGACCGGAUAAUUAUCCGCUUUCUCCCCUUGGAGCCCUGGCAGAUCGGCAAGAAGGGGACAGUCAUGACCUUUUUAUGACUGGCAUGGAGGGCAUCCAGGGCAUCGGUGAGCUGGCAGCUCCUUCCAGAGAGGCCUCCUGGCAGAGUGAGGGCCUGGUGGAUACCAGCUUCUGGCACCCCCACGUGCAGACAGGCCUGUGACCUCACGGUCCUCUUCCCCAUCCUUAUGACAAAUAAAUGAAGAGCGUUGUCUCUCAAACAUGA